AUGUCUGGUUCGAACUCAAGUCCGUUUUCUCUCGACAACAUCCCCUUUGGGGUUAUUUCGACAGCCGAUAACCCCGCCCCAAGAUGUGCAACCGCACUUGACCACGAGGCGAUUGAUCUUUGCGCAUUGGAAAGCGAUGGGUUUUUUGACUCCAUUCAAGGAUUUGGCAAAGCGUCAAUUUUCUCCAAGCCUUAUUUAAAUGAUUUUGCGUCCCUUCACAUAGAGAUUCGUCGAGAAGCACGUCAACACCUACGCGAUGGCCUGUUACAGCUCCGAGAAGAUAAAUCCAAGGCCAAUCGAUACUUCAUUCCGCUGGAUCUUAUUCGAAACCACUAUCCCAUGCAAACCGCCAAUUUCUCGGAUUUCUAUUGUUCGCUAGAGCAUGCUCAAAAUUGCUCUGCAAUUUUCAGUCUUUCCGAGUCCCCCAAUUGGCGUGUCAUUCCGAGCGUUUAUAAUGGUCGCACAUCCAGCUUGACUGUGGAAAGUACUUUGACCCGCCCCCAUGGUGUUUUCAAGGCCGAGACCGGAGAAUACUCAUUCAUGCCGACCAAAAAACUGGAUAUGGAACUCGAGAUGGGAGUUUUCAUCUCCAAGUCCCUGAAGCCUGGCAAGAUCCUCAAUAUCAAGGAUGCCAAAGAACAUAUUUUUGGAUUCGUGAUUCUCAAUGAUUGGUCGGCGCGCGAUAUUCAAGGAUUUGAAAUGGCUCCUCUUGGUCCAUUCCACAGCAAGGGCUUCGGGACCUCUAUAUCUCCAUGGAUCGUUACUAUGGAUGCUCUUGACUCUGUAAAGAGCUCGGUUAUGGUUCAACAGGAUCAUGCUCCAUUGCCCCAUUUAACAUGGAAAGGGGAUGUCCAAGAUGCGACUUUUGACAUCAAUCUCUCCGCCGGUGUGAUUCGAAAUGGGAAGUCAUAUGAGCUUACGGACACCAACCUCAAUGAGCUUUAUUGGACUCCGUAUCAACAGCUUACCCACCUUGCAAGUGCAGGCGAAGGCCUGACCACGGGUGAUAUCUUCGGAACAGGGACCAUUUCCAGUGCCCGUACCAAUCAAAAGGGAGAAAAGACUGGUCUGGCAUGCCUGGUCGAGCGCUCACUUCCGCAUACUGGCCUAUCAGCUUUGAAUAAUGACGGCUUCGUGUGGUUCGAAGAUGGCGAUGAGAUUAUUAUGGAAGGAUGGUGUAUCAACAAGGCAACCGGGGCUAAGUUUGGAUUUGGGCAAUGCCGGUCAACCAUUACCCCAGCCGUUCGACUGGAUCUCUAA
This is a messenger RNA of Penicillium angulare, 1260 nucleotides long. RefSeq lists its product as uncharacterized. The transcript has 5 exons. Gene Ontology annotation, biological process: L-phenylalanine catabolic process; L-tyrosine catabolic process; homogentisate catabolic process. Gene Ontology annotation, molecular function: fumarylacetoacetase activity. The record is from RefSeq and is a predicted model, not a curated record. Lineage: Eukaryota; Fungi; Ascomycota; Eurotiomycetes; Eurotiales; Aspergillaceae. The coding region runs from base 1 to 1260 and encodes 419 amino acids.